This is a messenger RNA of Tuber aestivum (summer truffle), 3635 nucleotides long. The record is from the annotation of a GenBank genome assembly. Lineage: Eukaryota; Fungi; Ascomycota; Pezizomycetes; Pezizales; Tuberaceae.
GCCGGCAUAGUGAAUCCAACCAACCAAUCUCGCAUUAUUGUCUUCAGCUUGCAUACGGAUUCAGUAAUCUCAACACACAAACUAGCCUCUGCAGCUUUGUUCGGUUCGGGGCACCUUCAGGAUGGCCAUGGAACAGGUGGAAGUUCCUAGCAGGGUAUGUUUGCGACCCAGCUAACCCACAACUCCACACACCGGACAGCGUUCCGUUUGAUGGACUGGCUUGCUUACUCUGUGGGAAUUACAGUCGUAUUUCAUUCGCUGGGUGGAGUGCUCAAAGAAUUUUACCAUAUCGUGGAGCAUAAAGCCUCAUAAGAAGUCACUGUGGGUGGCUAGUUACUCCAUAUCCGCCAUCGGGGCAUCCGAAACCCUCGAUAACUGACCCCGUGAAUGCAGGAAUUUUGGAAUCUUUAGGCAUCCGAGAGCGGGGAAUCAAUCAGCUUCGCAGCUCCAACCUCCCCCUACUGCUAGGUCCGAUGACACGUCUAGUAUAAGGCGGCCUAGCAGCUCAAGGGGUCGGAGUAGUGAAGGGGACUGUGUUGAGCGGUUACACGCAGCAGGCUUGUUAGAUGUGUACUGGCAUGGAAAGGUGGAGGCAGAGAAGGUUACAACCGGCACGCAUCAGGUAAAAGAAGGUGGCAUGUUUGCGCUGGUAUGGGCACCCCCGGGAUUGCAUUCCGCAACUGCACCACUAACUUGCGCUCGGGUGUAGGUUUUCGACAAUACCUUCUCCAAGCAGGUCGCGAAAACAGCUACUCUGGUAUUGCUGACGUACCCCUCUACCUCCCCUCCUCCGGCUUCGCAUGCUCUCCACCACUUUGACUCCGCCCAAACCCUCGCUUCGACUGCAUCGCUGGGUGGAAAGGGACCGGGACACGGGCCUGGCGCGUCUGUCGAAACAUUCUCAGUGCAUGGGCAGGAUGGCGCCACUCAUGACAAGGAAUCCGUCUACUCUGCACAUGGCUUCCACACAGGUGUCUUGAAGAAGCGUAAGCGCAAGAGGCAUCAGGGCUACGCCCGCCGCUUUUUCUCCUUGGAUUUCACUUCUUCAACCCUAUCAUACUACUUGAAUCGGGAGUCCUCGGCGCUUCGUGGAGCUAUUCCACUAUCUUUGGCUGCGAUUAGCGCGAGCGAGAAGGAGAGGGAGAUUUGUAUUGAUUCCGGAGCCGAGGUGUGGCAUCUAAGGGCAAAUUCUUUUCGGGAAUGGGAGCAAUGGAAGUCUGCCCUGGAGAAGGCCGCGCAGCAUGCGAUGAAGGCCGGUACCACCGGUGAUGAGCACAUGCCUCUACCGGAUGCGCAACAGUCGGCUGCUGUCAACACCCAAAGCCAAGUAAUGGAAGACCGGGGGUGGGUGGGGGUUGAGGCUUUGGUUGGACGUGUUGCCGGUGUUCGGGAUGCUGUGAGAAGGCUCGCAACUGCUGCCGAGCAACCCGCACCGCCUGGAAUUGGCGAAGCUGGUGCUGAGGCGAGCACUUCGUCAAUGUCUGUCCAUUCGUUGGUGGAGCAGAAGGAUAAGGAGCGUAGAAGACCGUUUUGGAAACGCAAGGCGAGCGGUGGGACAUCGCCUUCGGCUUCUUCGCAAUCUCUGCAUCCCACAUCUACAGUUGCUGCUGCCGUGACAGCGGUGGCGGCUCCUGUUCUGCCUAAUGGAGUGGCUGGGAACAUGCCGCUCCACCAAGGACAGAAUAUGAGCGGACAUCUCAAUGCACUCCUUACAGAUCUUGAUUCAGUUGUUGCGGACUUCUCCAAAUUAGUUGCAGAGAACAAACAGAGGAGGUGGCUAAGCCAUCGCGUAUCGCAACAUCAGUCUGCGUCACCUAUGGUCGCUUCUAGAGUUAGCAUAGAAUCCUCAGCAUCAGAAGAAUUCUUCGAUGCCGAGGACGCUAUGGUAGAAGGGGAACAAGGUAGGGUUGUGCUUCUGAAUGACGACGAGAGCUCCGCACGCGGGGCGCCAAGCUCGCGUGUGACAGAUGAUGAAGAGAGUGAUGAGGAGGAGGAGGGCUUCGAUAACGAUCACCCUCCGCGAUCUGCCGCUAAGCUUGAGGAUGAAGGUGUCACGGGCGCGGAUGGAAUGAGAGAUUUGAGUCCUUUACCUCUGGAACCCGUAGAGCGACGUGCUUUGGUAUCUGCCGCUACCGUGAUGCCGCCUAGCCUGAUUGGAUUUCUGAGGAAAAACGUAAGCACGAGAUCUCCUGCUCAGUUUGUUGGCUAACUUUUUGAUCUAGGUCGGAAAAGAUCUUUCAACCAUUGCAAUGCCGGUUUCUGCAAAUGAGCCAACAAGUCUUUUGCAGAGACUUUCGGAGCAGUUGGAAUAUUCGGAGCUACUGGAUGAAGCUACCAACGCUCCUACAGAGAACGGGGAACGGCUGCUCUAUGUUGCUGCAUUCGCUACUAGCUCCUUCUCGAACAGCAGGGUAAAGGAGAGAUCUAUACGCAAGCCAUUUAAUCCGAUGUUGGGUGAAACGUAUGAAUUGGUUAGAGAGGAUAAGGGUAAGAAUGCUCCUGGGCAAGCUGCACCUGAUAUCUAGGAAUCCUGACAUCCUCUAGGUUUCCGUUUCAUUGCCGAGAAAGUCUCACAUCGACCAGUCAUCAUGGCCUGUCAAGCGGAUUCCCAAAAUUGGACAUUCACUCAAUCCCCCAUGCCGACGCAGAAGUUCUGGGGUAAAUCCGCAGAACUUAACACCUCGGGCCGAGUUCGAAUCCACUUCCCAUCGACGGGCGAUUCCUUUUCCUGGACGAUCGCAACCAGCUUCCUCCGUAACAUCAUUGCCGGAGAAAAGUACGUGGAGCCCGUAGGGUCCAUGACUGUUCAUCACGAAAACACGGGCGAGAAAGCCACAGUAACCUUCAAAGCCAAUAAAGGCAUGUUCGCUGGACGCAGCGAGGAGGUGACAAUCCAAGCAUUCGAUUCCUCCGGCAACCCCUACCCAUUAAGCCUUUCCGGGAAAUGGACAGAGAAACUCGUGCUUGAGGGCGGCGGCUCCCCGAGGAAAUUCUGGGAAGUGAAGGAGCUGGUGGAAAACGCACAGACACGCUACGGCUUCACAAGGUUCGCCGCGUCACUCAAUGAGAUGACUCCCAUCGAGCAGGGCAAGAUCCCCGCUACAGACACCAGACACCGGCCCGACCAACGCAUGGUGGAGGAGGGUCGCUUGGAUGAGGCCGAGGCCGUGAAGAUGAAGCUUGAAGAGGCCCAACGAGUACGACGCAAGGAAAUGGAAGACAAUGGGGAAAGCUGGCAGCCCAGAUGGUUCGUCAAGGUACGGGAAUACGCCGACGAGGAGAUUUGGAAGAUGAAGACGGGCAAGGAGGGAUACUGGGAGCAGAGGAACAAGGGGGAAUGGGAGGGGGCGCCCGUGAUCUUUGAGGGGUAGAUGAUUGGAAAGCAGAGGGAUGGAUAGAUGGAUAUAUAUCUGCGGUGUGCGUGUCUCGGUUGAGGGAAAGACAGCCCCGGAUAGUAUAUAUAUGUAUAUACUGGCCGAUGCCUAUAUAUUUCAUUUUAUAUUUAUUCUCUUCUCCCCCUCCAUCUCCUUCUUUCUUCUAUUUUUACUAUUGUCUGGUUGGAGCGAGGUUAUAUUAUGAUAGAUGGGGAGAAUUUGGAUGGAUCGGGAUAAAAUAGAAGCCGGUUUGGGUACCUU